Molecule: messenger RNA, 2537 nt
Organism: Centruroides sculpturatus (bark scorpion)
Lineage: Eukaryota; Metazoa; Arthropoda; Arachnida; Scorpiones; Buthidae
Product: Kv channel-interacting protein 1-like
Exons: 9
Coding region: 291-1244 (317 amino acids)
Molecular function (GO): calcium ion binding
Source: RefSeq, a predicted model, not a curated record
ACAGAGCUGUGGGUAGGUGCGUUUGUCGAAGCGCAGACCGUAAAGACGGGGGAUGUGCCUUUACUUCUCCCCCGCUAAAAAGAACAGUUUUUCUUUUUUGUUGUUGUUGUGCGGGGUGCCGGAAGGAAGGCGAUGUAUACUUAACAUUAAAGGAUAGAUAGACGGUGUGGGGAUGCGUCGAAGGCAUUGAAUCUGUCAAGGACGAAUUUCGUCUUUCUAUUCGAAUACGUGUUUUUAGACAAUCAUCGUUCUCCUCGGAGAUGAUUGUCUCCGGGAUGUAGAACAAUAGUAUGGCUGCUAAGAACGAUUCCGAACAGACUAGCGGGAGUGACAACGGUGCUCGUGCGAAACAGUACGACAUGGCUAAAUCUCCGGAUGUGCUCAGCCCUAUCGAUGGUACUGCUUCUGCUGGGUCAACCUUCCUGAGUGGGUUUACGAUGUUCUCAGAAACCCACAAUGAAGGAAGGAAUGCUGCUGAGGAUUCCCUCUUAGAACACGGGAGUAACGGGAGCAGAAAGAGUGAUGAUGAUGAUGUACACGAAGUUAGAAAUAUGAAAUAUUGGGCUAAUAAAAUUACACAUGUUUUUAAACGAGCAAGACAUUCUAAGAAGCGAAGAAAAACUAGUAUUGGGUCUUUUGCCUCUUCUUUCGAAAACGAAUUUGAUGAUUUAGAUACGGAUCACACACGAUUUAGGCCAGAAGCUAUCGAUACAUUAUGCCAGUUAACUAAAUUCAACAAAAGAGAACUGCAGUUGAUGUAUCGAGGAUUCAAACAGGAAUGUCCUUCUGGUAUGGUGAAAGAAGAGAAAUUUAAAGGUAUAUAUGCACAAUUCUUUCCUAGAGGUGCGGAAACCAGUCAAUAUGCUCAUUAUGUGUUUAACACGUUCGACCAGGAACAUACUGGAGCAAUAACUUUUACAGAUUUUGUGAUUGGUUUAUCAGUAUUAGCGAGAGGUUCUCUUCAAGAAAAACUUCGUUGGGCUUUCAGUUUGUACGAUAUUAAUGGAGAUGGAUACAUUACAAAAGAUGAAAUGACUAGGAUCAUCAAUGCUAUCUAUGACCUAAUGGGGAAAUCCGUAGAACCGAUGGUUGAAGAUACGACAACAAAAGAUCACGUAGAAAGAGUUUUCCAGAAACUUGAUUUGAACAAAGACGGCGUUGUAUCCAUGGACGAAUUUCUCGAUUCGUGCGCAAAAGACGAAAACAUUUCGAAUUCUAUGUCAGUAUUCAAUACCAUGUUGUGAUUGGUUCUUCUACAUUAAUUUAAACAGAAAGCGAGCGAUUCGUUAUUCGUCACUAUUCAUCUCUAAACAUGGCGAUGAAAAGCCCCAGCUUGAAAGUCAGCAGGUGCUAAAGAUGCCACCCCAAUUGGUAUCGAGGUGUGUCACCACAGUGCCAAGUGUGUAGUUAGGAAGCCUCAACGAUGGUAUAUUUCUACCUUUAUGUGCUUACGUGUUUAUAUAUGUGUAUCAUCUUACCAAAGACAAGUACUGUGUCAGGUAUCUCUCACAAACUUCCCAACACGGGAAGCAUGGCCUUAGUACUACCAGACCCAUCGCAGAUGUAGCAGUAUAGAAUUAAACAUGAAGAAACGAAAUCACUCAUCACUUGGACGAAAAAUUACAAAAAUAUCCAGAACCUCAUUUUUGAACAAUACUGAGAAGGAAAAAAAUCUAAGAAACUUUUAGAUUUGUAGUUUAUGUUACUUCUUUCUUCAUAUUCUUAUUCAGUGUGUGUUAAGAAAGUUUUAAAUUCUUAAAAGAUAAAUAUCAGCACAGAAAUCUCGUUAAAAACAUCCCUAUUUUUUCCAAAAAUACAAAGAAGCCUUAGAGCUAUAGAAAAAUUUGCAAUUUGUGUAAACAAUUAUCGAGAAGAGCUGAUCCAACCGGUUCCAUGCGCUGGUUUAAUAAAGGUUCUAUUUUAUAAUACUGGAAUUUAUAAAUUGAUACAUUAAUAUCCGACAAGUUGCGAUUUUAGAACGAGAGCCUUUUAAACUAACGCAUGGACAUUAUAUGGACAGCACUGCCUAAUCCUUACCUAUAAUUUUCCUCGUGUCUAAAUUUAUUUUUGAACUAUUGUAGAUUGUUACGCUUCACAAUUUAGGCCUUCAAAAUAUAAUACAUAUAUGCAUUCAUAUACCUAUAAAUAAAUAUAAAUAUAAUAUAUAUUUAGAUUUUGAAAGAAUAGUAAAAAAAAAAAAAAAAACUUUUAAUAAAUUUCUCUUCUCUUCUUGAUGAUAUUUGAAACGAAAACAGAAACUUUAUGUGUAUUUACAAUUUUUUGUCUUCGAUCUUUAAAUAUUGUAAUUUAUAAUUGUUAGAAAGCUCUGAGAAGGAAAAAUACACUGUAAAGAGAUUUUUUAUUUUUUAUCUUGUAUAAGAUUAUGUGUUUCCUAUUUUUUCCAUGUAUUUCCUGUAAGAGAAUUUUGAUCGAAAUAUUUGUAAUUAAUAAUUUCCAAAUCACUGAUGAUAAAGUACAUCAGUGAGUUCGAAACCCUCUAUGAGGAUGUACAGGAAAGCUUCAUUAAAUGAAAAAUU